AUGGCUGGACCGUUCAUCGAGAAGUACCGCGAGACGGUCGAGGAGCUGCACCACGCCGAGUACUCGCUUCCAGACGGCGCCUCGCUCACCCUCGACAUCCUGGACACGUCGGGCGCCUUCGCCUUCCCGGCCAUGCGCCAGCUGUCCAUCAAGAGGGCCAACGCCUUCAUCCUCGUCUUCGCCGUCGACGACGCCCGCUCCUGGGAGGAGGUGGCCAGGCUGCGGCAGGAGAUCCUGGAGAGCCGCGAGCCGCGCGUGCCCAUCGUGGUGGUUGGCAACAAGACGGACCUGGAGCUGCCCGAGGGCCGGCCCAUCAAGCGGGAGAUCACCGAGACGACGGCGCGCCUCGACUGGGAGUGCGGCUACGUGGAGUGCUCGGCCAAGGACAACCAGAGCAUCAUCGACGUGUUCAAGGAGCUGCUCAACGUGUCCAAGAUCUCGCCUCAGAUCUUGAGGAAUGUUCUCAAAAACUGA
Frankliniella occidentalis (western flower thrips) is the source of this 474-nucleotide messenger RNA. RefSeq names its product dexamethasone-induced Ras-related protein 1-like. Bases 1 to 474 code for a protein of 157 amino acids. The record is from RefSeq and is a predicted model, not a curated record. The transcript is spliced from 4 exons. Lineage: Eukaryota; Metazoa; Arthropoda; Insecta; Thysanoptera; Thripidae. Gene Ontology annotation, molecular function: GTPase activity; GTP binding.